UGUUAGGUACAGACCAUAAGAAAUCCUGGGACAAUACAAGCACAUGGCUGCUGAGGAGCCUCAUUCUGACACAGAUCAUGAGGUUAAAGAACCAGUUGAGGACACGGAGCCCAGCACACUAUUGUUUGAGACAACAGACAAGUAUCCAGUACAAGAUACGGCACUUCCUAAAGAUGAUGACACAUGCUCAAGAAACGAUGUCGUGGUGGAAGAAGCUGACUCUUCUUUAGCGCCAAUACCAGAUUCGGACAGAAUAAAACAGCCAGAAGAAAAUGACUGGCCUGUGACUUCUAUACAUGCUCUAUCUGAUUUGACCAAUUCCUAUAAAGAAACCAGUGAUAUACGCAACUCCAUCCCAACAAUCAGCGACUUGUUGAAUGAUGAGGAUCUUCUGUAUACCCUGAAGAUAAAACUGGAUCCUUGCCAUCCCACUAUUAAGAACUGGAGGAACCUUGCAAGCAAAUGGGGUAUGAAUUAUGACGAGCUUUGCUUUCUGGAGCAAAAGUCUGGAGCACAGAGUCCUACUAUUGGCUUCUUGCUUCGGAACAGUGAAAGGACUGUGGAGCAGCUGAUAGACCUGUGUAAACUGUACAAGAGGGUCGAUGUUCAGAGGGUGUUGCUAAAAUGGGUCAAUGUUGAUUGGCCAAUGAGGGUGCAUAAAAUUUACAGAAACAGUGUGUGAUA
Nanorana parkeri is the source of this 684-nucleotide messenger RNA. It is a transcript of the gene EDARADD, whose product is annotated as EDAR associated death domain. Gene Ontology annotation, molecular function: protein binding. The transcript has 6 exons. The record is from RefSeq and is a predicted model, not a curated record. Gene Ontology annotation, biological process: signal transduction. The coding region runs from base 44 to 682 and encodes 212 amino acids. NCBI's taxonomy places the organism in Eukaryota, Metazoa, Chordata, Amphibia, Anura, Dicroglossidae.